Molecule: messenger RNA, 2199 nt
Organism: Plasmodium vivax (malaria parasite P. vivax)
Lineage: Eukaryota; Apicomplexa; Aconoidasida; Haemosporida; Plasmodiidae
Product: ATP-dependent acyl-CoA synthetase, putative
Exons: 1
Coding region: 1-2199 (732 amino acids)
Cellular component (GO): endoplasmic reticulum; membrane
Molecular function (GO): long-chain fatty acid-CoA ligase activity
Source: RefSeq, a predicted model, not a curated record
AUGCUCGGGUACAGCCUGCUGCUCACCGCCGCGUACCUCAUUAACGCGGCGACCUACUGCGCCCAGCACCUGAAGGGGCUGAGCUACUCCAACGUGGGGACCAAGUCCACCAAGGUGGGCGAGUCGGAUGUGUACGUGGGUCGCGAUGAGCGCAAGGACGCCCACCUGCACCAGUACACCCACAUCUUCCCGCUGCUGUAUGAAAAGGCCCAGUCGAGGGGAGACAAGGUAGCCAUCACAGAGCUGGAAGACUGCGAAGUAAAAAGGGAAACCACCUGUACAGAAUUAUUCCAACGGGCUCUAAGCUUAAGUCAUUAUUUUAGCACAGAGGAUGGAGGCAUCCCGAUGAAGAAGUACGACGAAGAUUGCAACAAUGGGAAUUUUAAAAUUCUGGGGAUCUACGGAGCGAAUUCAGCCAACUGGUUGACAGCGGACCUCGCGUGCAUGGUUAUGGGAGCCACGUCCCUAGUGAUGCAUUCGAAAUUUAGCCAAGAUGAAGUGGUUGAAAUAUUAAAUGAAAGCAAACUGGAGUGGCUAUGCAUUGACCUCAACCUGGUAGAUGCGCUGCUGGAGAGGAAGAAGGACCUACCCUUUUUAAAAAAACUGCUCAUUUUGGAUACCCUUCCUGAUAGCACCAAUAAAGGAAAGCGAGUGAACCGCCCAGGGGCCCCCGCAGAAACGGAGGAGCAGAAGGAGAAAAGAGAAAAAUGGGAAAAAGCGGAAAAGGAAAAUUUAGAGCUGUAUAAAAAAUUGAAGACCAAAGCAGAAGGGUUAGGCAUGACCAUGUGCCAGAUAAACGACUUAACAAAGAAGAAGAUAACAAAAUACAAAGUGAAGGAAACAGAUCCUGAGCAUAUUUCCACCAUCGUAUACACUUCGGGAACUUCAGGAAAACCAAAGGGAGUUAUGUUAAGCAAUAGGGCCCUCUACUUCACGGUCGUACCAGUGAGCAAGUGGAGCAUUUUCCUAAAAUUCAACCCGCAGCACCACUUCUCCUAUCUCCCCCUAUCGCAUAUUUACGAACGGUCUAUAGCCUACCUAAGCCUAUACAGAGGAAUGCAAAUACGCAUAUGGAGCAAAGACAUUUCGCUCUUUUCAAAAGAUCUCAGUCAGUGCGGUGCGAACAUCGUUGUGGGUGUCCCCAAGGUGUUCAACCGACUGUACACCACCAUCAUGGCUGAGAUUGCCAAGUUACCCCCUCUUAAGCGAUUCAUGGUGCAGAAAAUUCUGGCCAUGCGAAGAAGCAACAACCACGGAGGGUUCUCUCAGUUCCUCGAGGGCAUGACCCACGUGUCUCAAAAAAUCAGAGACAAAAUCAACCCUUCCUUGGAGGUGUUCUUCAGUGGAGGUGGAAAGAUAUCCCCCAAUGUGGAAAGAGACCUAAGCGUUUUACUUAACGUACACUUUUACCAAGGGUAUGGUCUCACGGAGACAAGUGGCCCCAUCAUUGUGCAGCACCAGACGGAUGAUAGAACGAAUAGCAUUGGAGGACCCAUCUCUCCACAUGUAGAAUACAAAGUGGUUACCUGGGAAAAGUACGAUGCGAAGGGGAACCCACCAAGAGGAGAACUCCUCCUAAGGGGACAGCAACUAUUCAGUGGGUACUUCCUCCGAAAAGAACAAACGCAAAAUGCAUUUACAGAAGAUAAAUUUUACAAAACAGGAGAUGUUGUGCAGGUAGGUAAGGACGGGGCUAUUACCUUCUUAGACAGAUCCAAGGGGCUAGUAAAACUAUCACAAGGAGAGUACAUCGAAACGGAUAUGCUCAAUAAUUUAUACUCUGACAUUGAUUUUAUAAACCACUGUGUUGUGUAUGGUGACGACUCCAUGGAUGGACCCCUCGCCAUCAUCAACGUAGAUAAGGACUUAUUUGCAAAGUGCUUAGAAAGAGAUGGGGUUCUAAAAUCACAGGGCAUAUCCGCCGAUGCCUUUUUAAAAAAUCUAACCGACGAAAAAUUGAAUAAGGAGGAGUACGUCAAAUACGUGCGGGGAAAAAUGCUCGAGAUGUACAAGACCACCAAUUUGAAUCGAUACAACAUUGUGAAUGACAUCUACCUCACCUGCAAAUUGUGGGACACCUCCAACUACCUCACGCCCACCUUCAAGGUCCGCACCUUCUACGUCUUCAAUGACUUCAAGUUCUUCAUCGAGAAAAUACAGAAGACGUACAAGGAUAAGAUGAAGGGCAAGAGUAAGUAG